Molecule: messenger RNA, 1381 nt
Organism: Mauremys mutica (yellowpond turtle)
Lineage: Eukaryota; Metazoa; Chordata; Testudines; Geoemydidae
Product: tetraspanin-36-like
Exons: 7
Coding region: 237-983 (248 amino acids)
Biological process (GO): protein localization to plasma membrane; regulation of vascular endothelial growth factor signaling pathway; protein maturation
Cellular component (GO): membrane
Source: RefSeq, a predicted model, not a curated record
CAUACAGUAAUAAGGAGGACACUACAGUAAAAUGUUGUUUUGCUCUGUACGCUAAGGAGCAUGUGACUGGUCCAGCGAGUUGCAAAUCAUGUGAUAGCUGAGCAGGCUCAGAUAAGAAGCUGAGAGGCGUGGGAGAGAAGCGCACAGAAAUCUGACCCACACAGACUCUGCUGAAUAGGCAACAGAAGCCACCAGAUCUUCCUACGAAAAGCUCGCCUGCAAGGCCAAGCGGAAACAUGGACUGUGGCGUGAUCACCUCCAAGACAGUGCUGCUGCUGCUCAGCCUCAUCUUUUGGGCCGCAGCAGCUGGUCUUGGCUAUGUUGGGGGAUAUGUUAUUAACACCUACAAGAAUUAUGACAGCUUCGUGCAGGACAAGUACGCCAUGCUGCCAGCAGUGAUCAUCAUUUGUGUUGCUGUAGUGAUGUUUAUCAUUGGGCUGAUUGGCUGCUGUGCCACUAUCCGGGAGUCACGUGUUGGGCUGGGACUUUUCCUGGUAAUUAUCCUGAUUAUCUUUAUUGCAGAAGUGGCAGCUUUUGUUAUGGGAUUCAUUUACAGAGAAAAGGUAAAAACAGAUGUGCAAGGCACAAUGCAUACAGUCUUCCAGAAAUAUGACGGGAAAAGUCCGGAGUCUGGUGUUGUGGAUUACUUGCAAGAACAGCUUCGAUGUUGUGGAGUAACUAACUACACCGACUGGACAACCACCCAGUGGUUUAAUACCACUGGCAAUAACAGUGUUCCUCUGAGCUGCUGCAAACAAGACAUUAAGAACUGCACAGGACAGCUGAAUGAGCCACAGGAUCUCAAUAUGCAGGGCUGUGCAGAGAAAGUGGAAAAUGGGCUACAGGCUGUAUUGAGCUAUGCUAUGCUCGUGAUCCUAGGAUUUGCCAUCAUAAAGUUCUUUGGAAUGCUGAGUGUCUGUGUGCUCACGUGCAAGAGGGAAGACAAUGGCUACCAACCCCUGUACUCAGGGGUAUUUGCUUGAUAAGACGAUGGAAAGAUCAUUUUUCAUCUGCUUCUUGAUGAUAAAAUGGAUUUGUAUAGAUGCCCCAAAUGGACAAUGUAUUACCCCUUUGUUAAAUACUGUAUUUUAUUUACGUGAGCAGAAAGAACACUGUUAAGAUUUGCAAAGGUUUUAAGUGUAUCAUGUGAAAUGACAGCUUCAGUGUGCAGUGUCCCUUGGUAACAACCUGGUUUCAUGUACCUCGACUUUCUUUAAGGCUGUUUCACACUCGUGUGGCAUUCCCUAAAAUGACAGCAGAUGUUGGGAUAGACUCCAAAAAGAAACUCUACUUCUUGCAAGUUUUACAUUUGUCAGACCUAUUUGUAACCUGAAACUUAUAGAAGAAAUUGUUUUUAAUCAUUAAACCGAUAAUGCAGCCA